UCUCAGUUGCUCAUCACCUCCAACUUCUAGUUCUUCCACUUCUCCUUAUAUUCUCACCCAACUUUUCCCAACUUUACUUUACUAUACUUUUCAUUUCCUCCGUUUUUGGUACCGAAUAUCCCAUUUCCAUAUAUUAUAUAGUUUUAUUUCUCAGUAAAACAGGAGGAAAAAAAAAAAAAAAAACCAUAUAACCAUGGGUAACGCCGACCUUGUAUACCCGUCGGAAAAUGAGGGGAUUUCCCACCGGGUGGAGAUUCCACCACCGCAACCCUUUAUCAAAACAUUUCAGUACUCUCUCAAAGAGACUUUCUUCCCUGACGACCCACUGAGGCAGUUUAAGAACCAACCCGCUUCUAGAAAAUUCAUCUUGGGCCUCCAGUAUUUCUUGCCAUUCCUUGAAUGGGCUCCUCGUUACACUCUUCAGUUCUUCAAAGCUGAUCUUAUCGCCGGCAUCACCAUCGCCAGUCUUGCCAUCCCUCAGGGGAUUAGUUAUGCCAAGCUAGCUAACUUGCCGCCAAUCCUUGGCCUAUAUUCAAGCUUUGUUCCACCUUUGGUAUAUGCCAUGAUGGGAAGCUCAAGAGAUUUGGCCGUCGGAACUGUGGCCGUGGCUUCACUUCUCACAGCUUCCAUGCUUGGGAACGAGGUUAAUGCUGCUGAGAACCCCUCACUUUAUCUUCACCUUGCUUUUACAGCGACAUUCUUCGCCGGAGUAUUUGAAGCUGCCCUGGGCUUGUUAAGGCUAGGGUUUAUCGUGGAUUUCUUAUCACAUGCAACAAUAGUAGGGUUCAUGGCAGGAGCAGCCACUGUUGUGUGCCUGCAACAGCUUAAAGGAAUUCUUGGGCUCGAUCAUUUCACUCAUGGCACAGAUGUUGUGUCUGUCAUGCGCUCUGUCUUUAGCCAAACGCAUGAGUGGAGAUGGGAAAGUGGAGUUCUAGGAUGUGGUUUUCUUUUCUUCCUCCUGAUAACCAGACACUUCAGCAAGAAAAGGCCAAGGUUCUUUUGGAUAUCAGCCAUGGCACCAUUAACGUCAGUUAUCUUGGGAAGCCUUCUGGUUUAUCUCACUCAUGCCGAGAAACAUGGCGUUCAAGUUAUAGGAAACUUGAAGAAGGGGCUGAAUCCACUGUCCAUCACGGAUCUUGUAUUGGUUCCGCCUCAUCUGACAACUGCUAUUAAAACUGGCAUUGUCACGGGUGUUAUUGCUCUCGCUGAGGGUAUAGCAGUAGGGAGAAGCUUUUCCAUGUUCAAGAACUACCAUAUUGAUGGAAACAAAGAGAUGAUUGCUUUUGGGACGAUGAACAUUGUUGGAUCAUUCACUUCUUGCUACCUCACCACUGGGCCUUUUUCGAGAUCUGCGGUGAACUACAAUGCAGGAUGCAAAACGGCAGUGUCAAACAUCGUCAUGGCAAUUGCCGUCAUGUUCACUUUGCUAUUCCUCACACCCUUAUUCCAUUACACUCCACUGGUUGUUCUUUCAGCCAUCAUUAUAUCUGCAAUGCUGGGCCUCAUUGAUUAUGAAGCUGCCAUGCACCUUUGGAAAGUUGACAAGUUCGACUUCGUUGUGUGCAUGAGUGCCUAUGUUAGUGUGGUUUUUGGCAGCGUCGAAAUUGGUUUAGUCCUUGCGGUUGCCAUAUCUUUGCUAAGGGUGCUUCUUUUUGUUGCAAGGCCUAGAACCUUUAUUCUUGGUAACCUUCCCAAUUCCAAUGUAUACAGAAAUGUUGAACAAUAUCAGAAAGCAAGCAGUGUUCCUGGAGUUCUCAUACUUGAGAUUGAUGCUCCCAUUUACUUUGCCAACUCCAACUACUUAAGAGAAAGGAUCACAAGGUGGAUUGAUGACGAGGAAGAUAGGAUAAAAUCUUCAGGGGAAACCACCUUACAAUAUGUGAUAUUGGAUAUGACUGCUGUUGGUAACAUAGACACAAGUGGGAUAAGCAUGAUGGAUGAGGUCAAGAAGAUUAUUGAAAGAAGAGGUCUACAGCUUGUAUUGGUCAAUCCUGGUGGGGAAGUGAUGAAGAAGCUGAACAAGUCUGAUUUGAUAGAAAAGAUAGGACAGCAAUGGAUUUAUCUAACGGUUGCAGAGGCUGUUGGAGCCUGCAACUUCAUGCUUCAAACCUGCAAACCCAACCCUGCCAAAGAUGAAUCAACUGGGACAUGGAACAACGUUUGAGACUUUUUAUCAUCUGAGUUCGACCAGCAUCCAUUCACUCUAACUUUUUAAAUUACUUCAAGAGAGUGCAAUAUAUAUAUAUAUAUAUAUGUAUACGGGACUCAUUGAUGGAUCAAAAUCCAAAAAUCAAUGAGUCUCUUUAAUAUGAAGUAAGGUCCAUGGUUGAGUUGGAAGUAUUUUUCUUCUUCCAACAUUAUGUAAUUUGUAAAUUGUAUAUUAGUCAAUGAAAUUCCAAAUGGAGAGUAUGUUUGGAGCAAAAA
Ziziphus jujuba (common jujube) is the source of this 2424-nucleotide messenger RNA. Its product is annotated as sulfate transporter 3.1-like. The record is from RefSeq and is a predicted model, not a curated record. Bases 194 to 2164 code for a protein of 656 amino acids. The transcript has 12 exons. Gene Ontology annotation, cellular component: membrane. Gene Ontology annotation, molecular function: secondary active sulfate transmembrane transporter activity. NCBI's taxonomy places the organism in Eukaryota, Viridiplantae, Streptophyta, Magnoliopsida, Rosales, Rhamnaceae. Gene Ontology annotation, biological process: transmembrane transport.